UGCGUGUCACACGGGGAGGCUGAGGAAUUAGCUCUGUGGAUUUGUCCACGGCGGGCACACAAACGGAUGCGGGGAUUAACGGUACAGAUGUAAGGUCUCGGCUGCUCAGGUCCUGAGAUGCCCGAGACGAAGUGGCUCAUCCUCAGUGUGACACCGGGAUCGGGCUGCGAGGGCAGUGGAGACACGAUUCCGCGAAACUCCGCGGCUCCCCGGUCUCAAAGGUGCCCCUUUCGACUUGGUUCGGCUCGGGCCGGUUCUGCUCCCCGCGAUUCCUUUCUCGUGCACUUAGACUGGAGCUCGUUCCCGACACGGAUCGGAUGCUGAAGACACGGUAACAUUUUAUGCGGCAUCGCUACGUUUUCGAGGCAAGAGCAAGUGCUACUGGCCCCGAUCCACAUGGGUGAAGGCAGGGCUCGGCUGUUGCGCGCCUGGAGCCGGGCUCGUUGUCAGGACAACGGAGCUGUCGAUCCCGACCGGGAGAAGAGAUGGGCCGAACUCUUCGAGCAGCUGGACCUGAAUAAAGACGGGCGGAUCGACGUGAAUGAGCUGAGAAUUGGUCUGGUCGCUCGGGGGAUCCUCCGGAGUGACGUGGAGGAGAUAGUGCGGGAGGGUGACACCAAUCAUGACGGGCAGCUCGACUUUGAGGAGUUCACCCAGUGCCUGCGCACUCACGAGAAAGAGCUACGGCUCAUGUUCCGCAGCCUGGACCGCAACAACGAUGGGCACAUUGACCUGGCAGAGAUCCAACAGUCUCUCCAUAACCUGGGGGUGGAUGUCUCUUCUGAGCAGGCUGCCAGGAUCCUCCAGAGCAUGGACAAGGAUGGCACUAUGACCGUCGACUGGAAUGAGUGGCGCGAUCACUUCCUGUUGAAUCCACUCCACAACAUGGAGGACAUCGUCCACUUCUGGAAACACUCCCUGAUGUUUGACAUCGGGGAGCACCUGACGGUGCCAGACGAAUUCUCGGAGCGGGAGCGGAGGUCUGGGGUGGUGUGGAGGCAGCUGAUGGCUGGGGCAAUGGCAGGGGCUGUGUCUCGAACGGGCACUGCCCCCUUGGACCGCCUCAAGGUCUUCCUUCAGGUCCACGGCUCCAGCACCCGCAGAAUCAGUCUGUGGAGUGGCCUGCGUGGGAUGGUCCACGAGGGUGGUGUGCGGUCGCUGUGGCGGGGGAAUGGCACUAAUGUGCUCAAGAUAGCCCCAGAGUCUGCCAUCAAGUUCAUGGCCUAUGAGCAGAUUAAAUGGCUAAUGAAGGGUAGUAAAGAUGGCGGAUCUUUGCGGGUUCAGGAGAGGUUCAUCGCCGGCUCAUUAGCAGGAGCCACCGCACAGACCAUCAUCUACCCCAUGGAGGUGCUGAAGACUCGUCUCACCCUGCGGAAGACAGGACAGUACACAGGGAUGGCUGACUGCGCCAAACAGAUCCUCCGAAAGGAGGGCGUGUGGGCGUUCUACAAGGGCUACGUGCCAAAUACACUGGGCAUCAUCCCCUAUGCAGGCAUCGACCUGGCUGUCUAUGAGACAUUGAAGAAUGCCUGGCUGCAGCAUUUCUGCGUUGACACUGCGGACCCUGGGGUCCUUGUGCUGCUGGCCUGUGGCACUGUGUCCAGCACAUGCGGCCAGCUGGCCAGCUACCCUCUGGCACUGAUCCGAACACGCAUGCAGGCCCAGGCAUCUGUAGAAGGGGGGCCCCAGCUCACCAUGCUGGGCCAGUUCAAGCACAUUGUCUCCAGGGAGGGGGUGCCAGGACUGUACCGUGGGAUUGCCCCCAACUUCCUCAAGGUCAUUCCAGCAGUGAGCAUCUCGUAUGUGGUGUACGAGCACAUGAAGAAGGUCCUGGGGGUCGGCUCAUAGAAGUCCCGCUCUCGAGACCUGCAAGGAGACACAGAUGUCAGGAAUAAAUGCGGAAAAACCUUAAAAAUGGAUGGAUAGAGCAAGGAGGGUGGAGAAGAACCACAAGCAGUGAACU
This is a messenger RNA of Scleropages formosus (Asian bonytongue), 1963 nucleotides long. Its product is annotated as calcium-binding mitochondrial carrier protein SCaMC-3-like. NCBI's taxonomy places the organism in Eukaryota, Metazoa, Chordata, Actinopteri, Osteoglossiformes, Osteoglossidae. The transcript is spliced from 10 exons. Gene Ontology annotation, biological process: transmembrane transport. The coding region runs from base 397 to 1848 and encodes 483 amino acids. Gene Ontology annotation, molecular function: calcium ion binding. Gene Ontology annotation, cellular component: mitochondrial inner membrane. The record is from RefSeq and is a predicted model, not a curated record.